This is a messenger RNA of Penicillium verhagenii, 405 nucleotides long. Its product is annotated as DUF952 domain-containing protein. The coding region runs from base 1 to 405 and encodes 134 amino acids. The transcript has 2 exons. The record is from RefSeq and is a predicted model, not a curated record. Lineage: Eukaryota; Fungi; Ascomycota; Eurotiomycetes; Eurotiales; Aspergillaceae.
AUGGCAGCAAUUGAUUCACAGCCUCGUUAUAUCUAUAAGAUUGUCCCCUCAUCUGCCCCGGUCAGCGAGCCACUCCCUGAGCGGUUACCCGUCAGCCAACUAGACGAAGAUUCGGGAUUCGUCCACCUUUCGGGAGGUUCCCAAGUCGCCAACACCCUUAAAAUUUUCUUCAAAGAGGAACCACUGGUUUAUAUUUUACGUAUCGUUUAUGAGCGUGUGGCGCAGGAUAUUCGCUGGGAAUCCCCUGACGGGAAAGUGUGCGGUCCACGGCCCGGAGAAGGCUUGUUUCCUCACCUAUACAAUGGCUUGAAGCUGGGAAAGGAAGAAGUCGAGAGUAUUGCAGUCUGGCAAAAUGAAGAUGGGUGGGACAAGGCCAUUGCUGGAGCUGAAGCAUGGCUCCUGUAG